AUGGAGAUAGAUGCCUAUGGGAAAUUGAGCUUCCGCAAGGAAAGAGGGCAGGGUAUUCUUUUAAAAGUGUUUGAUACGUCAAAGUACAAGACGAGAAUCUGUAACUCGAAGGAAGAUGUUGACACUGACCUUGUUUUUAUUGAAAGCUUCAAUGUAACACUAAACAUUCCAAUUCGUCUCAUGACAAAGGAAGAAUGA
Molecule: messenger RNA, 198 nt
Organism: Sphenostylis stenocarpa
Lineage: Eukaryota; Viridiplantae; Streptophyta; Magnoliopsida; Fabales; Fabaceae
Source: the annotation of a GenBank genome assembly